AUGGCUUUUCCUAAGAAAGUCAUCCUUUCAUGGCUGCUCCCCGGGAGUGGCUACCCAGUGGAGCUUCGACCAACUACCACCGGUCAAUUCCGCUUUGGGGCCACCCCUGACUCUACCAUCAUUAUAGGGGUAUGGGGUUCGAGACAAAGAAAGAUCAAGGCAGCAUAUCAGUUUUUCCUAUAUACUUUACUUGGAUCCGUUUUUAUGCUAUUAGCUAUUCUGUUGAUUCUUCUCCAAACAGGAACCACCGAUUUACAAAUUUUAUUAACCACUGAAUUUAGUGAGCGGCGCCAAAUCCUUCUAUGGAUUGCUUUUUUCGCCUCUUUUGCCGUCAAAGUGCCUAUGGUACCAGUUCAUAUUUGGUUACCCGAAGCACCUGUAGAGGCACCUACGGCUGGAUCCGUCAUCUUGGCUGGAAUUCUUUUAAAAUUGGGAACCUACGGGUUUUUAAGAUUUUCCAUACCCAUGUUUCCCGAGGCGACACUUUGUUUCACUCCUUUCAUUUAUACUCUAAGCGCGAUUGCUAUAAUAUAUACUUCCUUGACCACUUUAAGACAGAUCGAUCUUAAGAAGAUCAUUGCCUACUCCUCAGUAGCCCAUAUGAAUUUGGUGACUAUUGGUAUGUUUAGUCGGGCGGCGGCCGUUAGGUCACCUAUUUUGAGUUAUGGACACACAAGCAAGGCCAAAACAUGUGUGCCGGGCGUGCGACCCAUCAACCUACUAGCAAUAGGGGAGAAAACUUAGCAUGUCGCAACAAAAGCGUCGAUUCGAGG
Triticum dicoccoides is the source of this 773-nucleotide messenger RNA. Its product is annotated as NADH-ubiquinone oxidoreductase chain 4-like. The record is from RefSeq and is a predicted model, not a curated record. Gene Ontology annotation, biological process: ATP synthesis coupled electron transport; aerobic respiration; electron transport coupled proton transport. The transcript has 2 exons. The coding region runs from base 1 to 744 and encodes 247 amino acids. Gene Ontology annotation, cellular component: respiratory chain complex I. Gene Ontology annotation, molecular function: NADH dehydrogenase activity; ubiquinone binding; NADH dehydrogenase (ubiquinone) activity. Lineage: Eukaryota; Viridiplantae; Streptophyta; Magnoliopsida; Poales; Poaceae.